Ixodes scapularis (black-legged tick) is the source of this 1231-nucleotide messenger RNA. RefSeq names its product diphthine methyltransferase. Lineage: Eukaryota; Metazoa; Arthropoda; Arachnida; Ixodida; Ixodidae. Gene Ontology annotation, molecular function: protein binding. Bases 175 to 1134 code for a protein of 319 amino acids. The record is from RefSeq and is a predicted model, not a curated record. The transcript is spliced from 7 exons.
UCGAUCCGGAAUCCGGAGCUCACUCGUGUUUACGUCGCGUUCUCGCGGGCUGCUCAACGCGUGUUCGGCGUGUUCAUGAAGUUCGAUUUUCGCGUAUUGAAAUGGAUGAACGCUAUAACUCCGACCGCAAUGAACUGUAAACCAAGCCCAUAUUGAUCCGUACUCGUCUACGCGAUGGAAACAUGGUCCACGAAGUUGGAACUGCCGGCUGACAGCGUCGAGUUUUGCCCAAGUCAACCGGAAUGCUUUGUGGUCGGCACCUACAAAUUAAACGAAGAGACUAGGAACCGCAAUGGUGCCGUAGUCGCCUUUCGGCGCACUGGCGACGCUUGCGAUCGAGUGGGCGUUUAUGAAGUGCCAGGAGUCUUGGACUUGAAGUGGUCGCAUGACAACCUCGCAGUUGCGCUCUCGGAUGGCGCAGUUCAAGUCCGUCGUCUGCUCUCCACUGACAAUGGUGCGGUCAACAUUGAUACCAUAGCCGAGACUGGACCGUCUGAAGCCGGCUCGUUGGCCUUGGCGGUCUGCUGGAAUUCAAUGGAGCCCGAGAAGCUCACCACAAGCUACUCCAACGGGGAGGUGUCUGUGCUACGGUUCGCGGAGUCAGAGCUGGAGCACGAGCGGACGUGGAGCUGUCACGACUUCGAGGCGUGGACCGUCGCUUGGGACUCGACGGAUCAGCACGUCUUCUAUACCGGCGGUGACGACUGCCUCUUGAAAAUUUGGGACACAAGAUCUCCCGAAGGGGUGAGGACAAUUCGUAGGCACUCCAUGGGUGUCACUGCGAUCCAGUCUCAUCCCAGCACGGCCCAUCUGCUGGCAACCGGAGGCUACGACGAGACGGUUUUCUUCUGGGACACGAGAACGACGCGAACUCCGGUCAGAGAGUCCGCCGUCGGCGGCGGAGUGUGGCGUCUGAAGUGGAACCGGAGGGACCCGCGGCUUUUGGCCGUGGCAGCAAUGCACGGCGGUGCCUGCGUCCUGCGCUACUCUGCCGACUCGCAAACAGCCCAGUGUGUGAGUAAGUUCACGAAGCACGAAUCGAUGGUGUAUGGAAUCGACUGGGCCGAAGAUGGUGCCCUGGCCUCCUGUUCCUUUUACGACCACAGUCUUUACCUGUGGAAUGCUGGGCUUUAGUGUUGCUCUCAUGUCUGUGAAUGCAAUGCAGCUAAACCGAAAAAUAUGUCUAGCUCUUGUUACAAAUAAAGACAUUUUUAUUGCCCCGUUUAUGCAC